GCCUAGUAGGAGCCGGACCGCGGGGCGGGGGGUGGGUGUCCGCGCUGCUACCGCCGCGGGAGUAAGAUGAACGGGACGCGGAACUGGUGUACCCUGGUGGACGUGCACCCAGAGGGGCAGACCGCGGGGAGCGUGGACAUUCUAAGGCUGACUCUACAGAGUGAACUGACAGGAGAUGAACUUGAACACAUAGCCGAGAAGGCGGGUAGGAGGACUUUUGCCAUGGUGUCUGGCCGCUCAACCAGCCAUUCGUUGGCCUCAGAACUGGUGAAGUCCAAUGAUGGACACGAGGAGAUCAUUAAGGUGUACCUGAAGGGGAGGGCUGGAGAUAAGAUGAUCCACGAGAAAAACAUCAACCAGCUGAAGAGUGAGGUGCAGUAUAUCCAGGAGGCCCGGAACUGCCUACAGAAGCUGCGGGAGGACAUAAGUAGCAAGCUUGACAGAGAUCCAGGAGACUCUCUCCAAGGACAGGAGAUACAGGUGGUGCUGGAAAAGCCAAAUGGAUUAAAUCCAAGCCCCACAACACUGUAUAGCAGCCCACCUGAGGCAGACACCUAUAUAAAUGAAGAUGUCGAGAGCCUGAGGAAGACCGUGCGGGACCUGCUUGUCAAGCUGCAGGAGGCCGAGCGGCAGCACCAGUCAGACCGUGUGGCUUUUGAGGUCACACUCAGCCAGUGCCAGAGAGAAGCAGAACAGAGUCGAGUGGCCCUUCAGAGAGCAGAGGACAGAGUGCAGCAGAAGGAGGCAGAGGCUGGAGAGCUCCAGAAGCGCUUGCUGGGCGUGCAGGAGGAGCAUCAGGCCUUACUGGUGAAGGUUAGGGAGGGGGAGACGGCCUUGGAGGAACUGCAGAUCAAGAACACUGACUGCCAAACAGAACGAGAAAAGGCGGCUAACCUGGAAAAGGAAGUGGCCGGCUUGCGGGAGAAGAUCCACCACUUAGAUGAUAUGCUCAAGAGCCAGCAGCGGAAAGUCCGGCAGAUGAUAGAGCAGCUCCAGAAUUCAAAAGCUGUGGUCCAGUCAAAGGACAGCACCAUCCAGGAGCUCAAGGAGAAAAUCGCCUACCUGGAAGCAGAGAAUUUAGAGAUGCAUGACCGGAUGGAACACCUGAUAGAAAAACAGGUCAGUCAUGGCAACUUCAGCACCCAGACCUGGGCCAAGACGGAGAGCCUGGGCAGCAUGAGGAUAUCCAAGCCCCCCAGCCCUAAUAAGCCCAUGCCUCUUAUCCGAGUGGUGGAAACAUGAGCGGAAGGAGCCAGAUGCCGCUGUUGCUGCUGCCUCUUGCCUGCGGAGAAGCCCACCACCCCUGUAGGCCGUUAGCCCCAACUUUGACUUCCUGACUGAUCCCUGGCUGCACUCGAGGCUUGGGGUUCAUGUGUCCCACUGUUUCUAAACUCCUGACCCCUGGAUGCUGGGUGGACAGAGGACGAACACCUCCUGGGGACACUGCAGCCCUUUGGAGGAUGCUCUCCUGCCGGCAAGGUCCAGGGCAGUAUCCUUAUCCCUGUAGUAUUAUUUCUCUGUAGCAGAACCUCCCUUCUCUUGUAGACUGGAGUUCAGCUGCCCCAGAGUCAGGGGAGGUGACAAGAUUUGCCUCAGCCCUACAAGCUGGAGGCACAGAUGUCCACAGCGAUUGGAGGGUGUCCUGGGGGAAUGAAGUUCCCUCUGCAAACACAGAUCCAUUCUUAGCAACACAUUGUUUGUUUUUCUACUUGUUCCACUGCUGACCCGGGCCUCCUACGGAUAGACACAGGUGACCUGUCAAGGACUGGGCAGAGUCAGUGAGCCUCAGCUUUGGCCAGCCUUGUCUUCCUGGGAGAAGGAAAUGUACAUUCCGGGAAUAACUUUUAGUGUAAAGAUUCUGUAGGGCCACAGAUAGUUGCAAGUGACUUCUGUCUGCUGGGAAGGUUCCCAGCAUGUCUUAGGGUUUUCCCCUAAGACGCAGUGCCAGGUAGACCUCAGUCUUCUUGACUCAGGAGCCUAAAAACUGUUUUCACUGGGUUACAUCAAUCUCAGCGAAACUCUUGUUGUAUUUAUUUUGCUAAGUUAUUGGUGUUUUUCCUUUACAUCUCACAAUUGAUUUAAUACCAGAGUUUUACAGCCUUCUCUUGCGGUGUUUGGAUUUGUUCCAUGCUGGGGAAAAAAAUGUGUUCCCGCUGGACUUGUUAAUUUCAGAAUUAAAUCUUUUCCUCUUUUUCUUCUA
Messenger RNA from Lynx canadensis (Canada lynx), 2200 nucleotides. RefSeq names its product tuftelin 1 (gene TUFT1). Gene Ontology annotation, biological process: intracellular signal transduction. The record is from RefSeq and is a predicted model, not a curated record. Gene Ontology annotation, cellular component: intracellular anatomical structure; I band. Lineage: Eukaryota; Metazoa; Chordata; Mammalia; Carnivora; Felidae. The transcript is spliced from 13 exons. The coding region runs from base 67 to 1242 and encodes 391 amino acids.